GGGUGGGUGCAGAUUCACCUGCCCGAGAGUCAGAAAGCGAGAGGAUGACCUAGACUGCAAAUUCUCAUCCUCUUCUGCUCCGCCAUGCCUACAGGAGUUUCCGUUGGCUCUGUGGCUGCCGAUCUUUCUUGGGAGGUGAGAGCCAACAAUCGGCUUUUCCACAGAAAACAACGGAGGAGAUCCUGUCUUUGCCUCCACAGAGGCAGAUAUUCUGACAAUGUAAUCCGCAGUUAUAAAUAUUCCGCCCUGACCUUCCUGCCUCUCUCACUGUUUGAGCAGUUCCAGCGCAUCGCCAACAUUUACUUCCUGUGUAUUGUGGUUUUACAGAGCAUCCCCGCCAUCUCCACCCUGCCCUGGUACACCACCAUGAUCCCUCUGCUGACUGUGCUGUCUGUGCGAGGCUUCAAAGACCUGGCCGACGACUUGGCCCGCCGACACAGUGACUCUCAAAUCAACAGGCAACCAUGUGACCUGUUAACCAAUGAGGGGUGA
This is a messenger RNA of Paramormyrops kingsleyae, 492 nucleotides long. Lineage: Eukaryota; Metazoa; Chordata; Actinopteri; Osteoglossiformes; Mormyridae. The record is from RefSeq and is a predicted model, not a curated record.